This is a messenger RNA of Pseudogymnoascus verrucosus, 1263 nucleotides long. RefSeq lists its product as uncharacterized. Gene Ontology annotation, cellular component: nucleolar ribonuclease P complex; ribonuclease MRP complex. Gene Ontology annotation, biological process: rRNA processing; tRNA 5'-leader removal; intronic box C/D snoRNA processing. The coding region runs from base 434 to 949 and encodes 171 amino acids. Lineage: Eukaryota; Fungi; Ascomycota; Leotiomycetes; Thelebolales; Thelebolaceae. Gene Ontology annotation, molecular function: RNA binding. The record is from RefSeq and is a predicted model, not a curated record. The transcript has 4 exons.
CGCUAGGAGAGCCUUGCAUUCCUCGAGCGCUUCUUUGAAACCUGCAAGAGUCUCCUGUAGAUGGUCGAGCAGCCAUGCUAGCUCUCUGGCCUGUGUUGCGUUAAUAGGAGCUUUCAUUGCGCGUAACCUCAGAGCAAGAGAUUGAUGGAAAUAAAACAUACCACCUGCCGGGUGUUCUGUAUGGAUGGUGAAGCUGGACGACGACCUGUGGAGGUGUCGUCGCUAUGACGUUUUGGCAAGGCGGUAGGAUUUCUGCCAUAUUUUAGUGUCGUCAACUUCAUCAAUAACGGAACGGUUCCACUCUAUGAUUUGACUGAGAAUCGCAAAGAUAAAGAACAGCACAAGACGUUAUAAUAGUCUUUAAUUUGCCUACUUAUGAUCCAUAGCGAUCGCAAAGGCCAUCCAAGGAUAUUAUAAGUGUUAAAUCGCGGCAAUGGGGAAGGAGGCUGCUGCAACGACAAAAAGCGCAAAACCAGAGCACCCCAAACUCCCUCGUCUCCCAAAAGGAGCGCAAAUUACCAAGCGACCCUUAAUACACCCUGCCAUUGCGCCUCCGCGAACCGGCUCCCGCGUCCAGAAAGUCGUCUACCUCCGCUCAAAUACCCCGUUUAUCAGCGCCGUGAAGCGUGUGCGGGGCUAUCUCAAAGAAAUCGACAAUCGAUCGAUGGGAACGAUUGACCUGUCGAAUUCUUCUCUCUCAGACCGAGACCUUAUCGCAUCCGCAGGCAAGGGACGGGAUGGACAACAGGAAGAAGUCGUCGUCAAAGCUACCGGACGGGCUAUCGAGAAGGCGUUGAAUGUUGCGUUAUAUUUCCAAAAGCAGGACGACUGCAGGGCGGUUCUGCGGACGGGAGAAGUUGGCGCUGUGGAUGACAUUGAGAUUGACGGAGAGGAGAGUGCUAGGGUUAGGAAGGCUUCCGUUUUGGAGGUGGGAAUCACGUUGAUAUGACCGCAUUGAGGCGUAGCCAUUAUUUUACUGCCCAGGAAUGGGCGGAUAUAAGCCUUGGGUUGAUAAAUCACCAGGGUCGCAAUGAAACCGGCAUCAGAAGCAGGACAGAAUGUAUGGGCUGGCGGGUCACAGCUCCUUCCUGGUGUUGAAAUGGCACAGCAUGCGGAGAGACUGGCAGACCUGUCCUGCGCCUAUACCACCGCCUUCUCCAUAUACACGCUCGGAAUGCACCAGGCCUGACCGUCUGGCCUCUUCAGACAAUACCCACUGGUUGAAUUGAACUCCUCAAUCUCCUUAAUAACCUUGUACCCGAG